Messenger RNA from Gordionus sp. m RMFG-2023, 1143 nucleotides. RefSeq names its product D(2) dopamine receptor-like. Lineage: Eukaryota; Metazoa; Nematomorpha; Gordioida; Chordodea; Parachordodidae. Gene Ontology annotation, cellular component: dendrite; plasma membrane. The record is from RefSeq and is a predicted model, not a curated record. Gene Ontology annotation, biological process: chemical synaptic transmission; G protein-coupled receptor signaling pathway, coupled to cyclic nucleotide second messenger. Bases 1 to 1143 code for a protein of 380 amino acids. The transcript has a single exon. Gene Ontology annotation, molecular function: neurotransmitter receptor activity; G protein-coupled serotonin receptor activity.
AUGGAUGUUCAGUUAGUUAGCACGGGUAUAUGGCACUUGGCCUUUUUAGCCUUCGAUCAAUAUUUGGCCUUAAGAUUUCCCUUAUUCUACAAAUUUUUCGCAUCUAACAAAGGACCUUCCUCCAAAGGAUCCUUAACAUAUAUAGGUGUAAUAGCCACAACAUGGUUAAUCAGUAUGACAUUCUCCAUUUUUUAUAUACUAAGAUUUCCAAAUUCCGUGGUGUCAAACACAUUCUCCAACUACACUGAUCUAUGUCAUGAAAGUUACGAAGGUAUAUUUAGUCUUCAUUAUAAUGACAACAUAAGUAGGAAAUCAGGGUUCAAUAGGAAUUACACGCAUAUAUUUAAUCGAUAUUCUUAUUCAACCACUUUCAACGCAUCUCCUUUUUAUUUACAUGGAAAAGGUGGAUACAACUAUUAUCAAAAUAUAACUGAGUACGAUAUGAUAGAAAUUUUGGCUAUACAAGACAUGAAUCAGUGUUUAUUUAAUCCAAAUUUAAUCAUGGGCAUAGUUGGCCCGGUUGUUUCAUUCUUCGUUCCUUUAAUGAUGAUGCUAUAUUUCUUCGUAAAUAUCAUAGUCAUGCUGAGGCACAAAAUUCAAAGCACAUUAAAAUAUAGCCAGACCUUACCAAAUGGAGGAAAGGGAUAUUCAAAACUGGUUAACAAAAAAAAUUUUUUAAAUAAAAUAACAACUCUAAUACACAAAUUGUGUCUUGCAUUUGCAAACAUUCUUGUAAUUGGACUAUCCAAAAAGGAUAUAAUAGUAAAUGGAGAUCAUAGUUUUCCAAAACCAUCAUACACAUUAAAUAAUAAUUUUAUAGAAAAAAUGGUUAUAUCUUCAACUGACAAUGUCAUUUUUGCUGUAACUCAGUUUAAGCCAAACAUUUUGAAAUCCCAAAAUUUACUGGUAGAACGUAAAGCUAUUUACUAUAUACUAACCAUAUUGAUCCUAUUUAUGAUAUGUUGGAUACCAUAUUUUAUAUAUUUCUUUUUACUUUCAUUUUUUCGAUUCGAGAGUCCAUAUUGGUUGUUUGACCUAUUAACUUGGCUAGGAUACAUGAAUUCUGCUAUCAACCCAAUACUCUACUUUUUUAUGCAUAAAGAGUUUAAGGCAAAAGGACUUAAAAAAACACCCAGAAAAUAA